Messenger RNA from Periconia digitata, 1242 nucleotides. NCBI's taxonomy places the organism in Eukaryota, Fungi, Ascomycota, Dothideomycetes, Pleosporales, Periconiaceae. The record is from the annotation of a GenBank genome assembly.
CCUGAGAUGGCUAAGCACAUUCACAUUAUCCGACAAGCAUCCUCUACAAUCAAACCUUCUUACCAACGCGACUUUAUCAAUUUAGUAUCGGCGAUGGAAGUGCACAAGAGCAAGUCAGCUGAGAAAUUUCUUGGCACUGUCCUCGUUACCGGAGGUUGCGGCUUUGUUGGAUCGUUCAUCACUGAGGCUUUUGCCGCAGAACCAUCAUGCGACCGCGUCGUAGUCGCAUCACGAAACCCAAACAAGUAUCGGGUACCGCAGGUUGAUUACCACUCAUGCGAUUUUACGGAUGUUUCACAGGUCGAAAAUCUUUUGGAUGCAGUCAAACCAAGAGUCAUCGUGCAUACGGUUUCACCAGGGCCGUUUGCGCUGCCCAGCAAACAGUAUAAAGUAUCCUAUCAAGGCACUAAGACGUUAUUAGAGAUUGCCAAACGACACACAGCUAUACGAGCGUUUGUUUGGACAAGCUCUGGCAACGCUGUGAAUUUGAGACCCGAAAUGAACCAUCAGCCCUCGAAUGAGAUUGAAGCUGAGGUCAACGACUGGAAGUCUCCAGCUUCAGCUUACAGUUGUGCAAAAGGCGCCACGGAGACUUUUGUGUUAGGCUCAAAUACAGACGCCACUACCGUUGAUUUCUCGGAGAAUGCAGAUUGGCAUAUGAAACUAGUCACAACCAGCAUACGAAUAACUGGACUGUAUGGACCGAGAGACAUGACGACGGUCGGACAGAUGAUCAGUUUAGUCAAUAAGUUUGCCGCGCGCAUCCAGAUUGGACCAAAUCGCCUCCAGCAUUCCUGGUGCUAUGCAGAAAAUGCAGGGCACGCCCAUCUUAUCGCUGCAAAAGCGCUCCUCGAUGGCAAGCAUCUUCAUCCAGACAUGCGUGUGGAUGGCGAAGCUUUCUUUAUCGCAGAUCCCACUCCAAUGAAGAUGUGGGACUUUGAAAGAAAACUACUGCAAAUAGCCGGAGAUCAGUUUUGCAACAAGCCUACAGAUCAACAGAGACUGAUCGUGAUUCCUUUUGGUGUCAUGAUGAUGAUUGCGUGGAUAAGCGAGUGGCUGUAUUGGGUCUUUACACUCGGGAGUAAAAGGCCAUUGAUGACGAUGGAUCAUUUCGAGAUCAUGUCACGGGGGUAUUGGUUUUCAAUAGAGAAGGCCAAAAAGAGAUUGGGGUAUGUUCCUGUUUGUGACACUGAAGAAGGGCUCAGACGAAGUGUUGAGUGGUUUCGCGAUAACAAGAGAUGA